AGAUGGAAAGAUUUUCGCACUUAUUCUCUUUACGCAAUUCUGCAUGGAGAAUCUCCCUGUUUUCCUGUUGAGCUUCAUAAUUUGGGUGUAAGUUUUGAAGUUUUGGAUUCGUGUGAUGGAUUGUUCGUUAUUUCAAAAACCUCGUUUAAUAUUAAUGAUGAUCUGUUUCUAUGGAAUCCGUCUAUUAGAAAGUUGAAUAAACUUCCUUAUUCAGGAUUUUUUGUGCGCAAUGGUAGAUUUGGUUAUGGAUUUGCUUAUGGAUUUGGUUAUGUCGAAUGUCAAAAUGAUUACCAAAUUGUUGAAAUUGCAAGUAAACAUAGUUCUCUGAUUGCUCAUGUUAGUGUUUAUAGUUUGCGAAGGAAUUCGUGGAAAAGCAUUCAUGAGUUUCCAAGUAUCUCUUUGCCUAAACAUGUUAAAUUUGUUAAAGGAAAGUUUCAUUGGAUCACCGGUUGUGGUAUUAGUGGUAGUGGUGGUAAUGCGAUAUGGUUCAACCCCGUAGAUGAGAAGUUUGGAUAUGUAGCAUUGCCGAACCCAAGUUUUAACACUUUUAACUGGAAAUUAGUGUCUUCAUCAGGUAAUUUAUGUAUGACUUGUGACUAUAGAAACAAGACAGAUGUGUGGAUAAUGAACGAGUAUGGACUUGCAGAGUCGUGGACCAUUGUGGGUUCGAUCCCUAAAUUUGUAAAUAAGGGGGUUUGGCCCAUUUUCAUCUCUCAUAAUGAUGAAAUUUUAUUGCAAGACGUUUCAGGUUUAGUGUGGUGGUAUGUUUCAACAGACGAUGACACUUUUGAUCGUCCUGAGAACCAAACACUAUGUGAAUGUGAUAGAAGAAGUGACCUUAAUCUAUACGUUGAAAGUCUUGUUUCACCAAAUUCUUCUUAAAGAGCUAUGGAGCGAUGAGUUAAAAAAGGAUAGAAAUUUGUGCUAUGGUCUAUUGAGGUGUUUCGGAAAAAUAGCUAUUUGGUAAGUGAAUCCAGGUGUUGCUCAUACAUAAUGUGGAGACAAGCAUGUAAAAACAGGGAAACGUAAUGGGGUUGAAAUUUGGUUUAACAGGAGGAGGAGUAAGGUUUGCGUAUACCCUCGACAAACCUCACCAUGUAAGAUCAUACUCGUAUGUUGUUGUUGAGGAGUCGUCAUACACAUAGCUAACUGGACCUCUCAUCAAUUUUCUUCCAUAAAAACAACUCUGAUAAUAAGUGAGUUCUGCAAAAUUUAGAAGACACCCAUACUGGUUGGGAAGAUGGGCCAAGACAAACUUUAGUAUUAGGAUGGGAUGUUUAUGUGGGCUCCAAUAAGGUUGGUCUUUGGGCUCAUAUUGGCCUGUUGGAAGUUGGAACCCUUCAUGCGAUUAUUCUUUGGGCUUCUUACCCACUCCAUUCUAUUAAUCUUCCUCUUUUCCAAAAAUAUACGUUAUACUACUUUUCAUCAUGGAUUAGGUUCAAGGAGUGAGGAUUUCUCCUCAAUUUUUAUAUCCGUCGUGUCAUUUUUUUAUUGAUUGAAUAUAAAUCAUUUUAUUACGGAUGAAAUUCAAAAAUUUAAAUUAAUUUAUUUCUAAAUAAGAAGUAGACUAGAAAAAAGUAUGACAAGUACAUUGGGACGAAGGGAAUAAUUAUAUACCUAAUACGUUGCUUCUCAUUUCAACUUUCUACAAAAUAUCAAUCACUUGACAUUUUAGAGCUCUUACAAAGAUAACAAAUGUGUCUAAGUCAAACUAAGAUUACAUAUAAAUCGAACCUUUUACGGCAAAAGAAAUUAGCUAAUCCAUUAAUAAUAACAGAUACCUCUACUAUGUAAGAAAAGUAUAUACACACCAAUAAAAAUCUUCAACUAAGUCUAUUAUCAGAAGAAAAGUCUUGGAACACUAAUAAAGUUAUUUUUGUAUGACCUAUAGAUCAUGUGUUCGAGUCGUGGAAUCAUCCAUUGAUACUUGCAUCAGGACAGGUUGCCUACAUUACACGCCUUAAGGGUGUAACCUUCCCUCGAACACUGUGUGAAUGCAAGAUACUUAAUACACUAGACCGUCCAACUUUUAAAUAGUAGCUUGUUUGGCAAAGGCCAAAACUUUUUUUUCCCUUCCAAAGAGUGCUCGUAUUAAAAAGUUGU
Solanum dulcamara is the source of this 2103-nucleotide messenger RNA. Its product is annotated as F-box/kelch-repeat protein At3g23880-like. NCBI's taxonomy places the organism in Eukaryota, Viridiplantae, Streptophyta, Magnoliopsida, Solanales, Solanaceae. The transcript has 2 exons. The record is from RefSeq and is a predicted model, not a curated record. The annotation marks the transcript as partial.